Messenger RNA from Seriola dumerili (greater amberjack), 954 nucleotides. Its product is annotated as olfactory receptor 52N5-like. Gene Ontology annotation, biological process: G protein-coupled receptor signaling pathway. The coding region runs from base 4 to 954 and encodes 316 amino acids. NCBI's taxonomy places the organism in Eukaryota, Metazoa, Chordata, Actinopteri, Carangiformes, Carangidae. Gene Ontology annotation, cellular component: membrane. Gene Ontology annotation, molecular function: olfactory receptor activity. The record is from RefSeq and is a predicted model, not a curated record. The transcript has a single exon.
AUUAUGGAGAACCAGAGUUUUAUUUCAGAUAUCCUAAUCCUGGAGGGGUUAAAGGUCACCCCUCAGUCUUCUAGCACUGCCUUCAUCCUCCUCCUCUUCGUCUACAUCUUCAUCAUGGUGUCUAACCUCGGCCUGGUGAUCCUGAUCUUCAGCAGCAGGAGCCUCCACCAGCCCAUGUACCUGCUGUUCUGCAACAUGAGUAUUAACGACGUGUUCGGAGCCACGAUAAUCAUCCCUCAUGUCCUCAGGGAUCUUUUGUUAUCAGACUCAGAGCGCUACAUUCAUUACAUCAGCUGUGUCACUCAGGCCUUCUGCGUUCACCUCCACGCCAGCACCUCCCACACGGUGCUCAUGAUCAUGGCCUUCGACCGGUACGUGGCCAUCUGCAGUCCGCUGCGUUACUCCACCAUCAUGACCAACAGGAUGGUGGUGAAGCUGUCGGUUGCCGCCUGGGGAACAGCCCUGGUGUUGGUGGCGAUCCUGCUGGGCCUCAGCAUCCGCCUGUCGCGCUGCAGGUCGGUUAUAUCCAACCCGUUCUGUGACAACGCCUCCUUGUUCAAGCUCUCCUGCGAGAGCCUCCUCAUCAACCAGGUGUACGGCCUCGGCUACACCGUGGUCCUGCUGGGCUCCUCCAUCGGCAGCGUCACGCUCACCUACCUGAAGAUCGCUGCGGUGUGUCUGAGCAGCAAGAACAAGGCGCUGAACAGCAAAGCUCUGCAGACCUGCGCCACACACCUGACUGUGUACGUUAUACUCCUGGUGUCGGCCUUCAUCAUCGUCAUCCUGCACCGUUUCCCUCAGCUGUCCGACCACAGGAAGGUGGCGUCAGUCCUGGGACACGUGGCCUUACCUGCUCUGAACGCUGUGAUCUACGGGCUGCAGAUCAAACAGGUCAGACAGAGGAUCACAGCCGUGUUCCACAGAAACAAAGUCGCUCUAAAGGAGGGAAACUGA